Molecule: messenger RNA, 1596 nt
Organism: Funneliformis mosseae
Lineage: Eukaryota; Fungi; Glomeromycota; Glomeromycetes; Glomerales; Glomeraceae
Source: the annotation of a GenBank genome assembly
AUGGAACCUUACUCUUAUACUUGGCUAUUGGUUUUGGGCUUAGUCGUAGCCUUUGCCGAUGGUUUUGGUAUUGGGGCCAAUGAUGUCGCGAAUAGCUUUUCAACUUCAGUUGGUUCUCGCUCACUUACAUUACGGCAAGCUUGUACCAUCGCCUUCUUUACUGAGUUCCUUGGCUCCUUUUUAUUGGGUGCAAAAACUACGGAAACUAUUCGUGGAGACAUUUUGAAUGUCGACAUAUUCGAAGCACAACCCGAAAUACUCAUGUUAUGUAUGGUCUGCGCAUUGUUCGGAUCAGCGACAUGGGUAAUAUUCGCCUCUUCAAAAGGAUGGCCCGUAUCGACUACGCAUUCAAUUGUUGGAGGGAUUAUUGGAGUUGGAAUUGUGGCAUUUGGUCCAGAAGCUGUUGAUUGGUCAUAUGAUGGAGUCGCAAAAAUUGUUACUUCAUGGUUCAUUUCACCUCUUGCAGCUGGUCUCAUAGCUGCUGUUAUCUUCUCAGCAACAAAAUAUUUUGUUCUAGCAUAUCAAGAUACUUCCUUCCAACGCGGUUUAGUCGCCGUACCGGUGUACUUUGGAAUUACGACUGCCGUAAAUGUACUCUUCCUUAUUUAUAAGGGGUCCGACGGAUUAAACCUUGAUAAAGUCCCAAGUCACGUCAUCGCCCCUAUCGUUUUCGGCAUUACUCUUGUAGUGUCAGCUUUUUCUUAUUUUUUCUAUGCACAAUGGUUAAGACGUAAGAUACUAGGAAAUGAAAGGGCUCUUAAAUGGUAUCAUAUUUUUAUUAUUCCAUUCAUUGGACCUCAUCAUUUAAAUGAUUAUGAAAAUGAUGUUACAUUGGGUGGAACGAGUGGAAUAAGUGAAAAAUCAUCGAAAUAUAGCAAGGAUACAAUGGAUAUCGUUGUUGAAGGAAAAUUAUCAAAUGAUGGUUCAAACACGAAAAAGAAAAGUAUCUUCCAUAAAUGGUUUUCCUUGUUUAAUAAAUUUGUUCAAUCUGGUUUAAGUAAAGAAGUAGCUGAUUAUAAGGCAGAUAUUGAUCGGAAGAUGCAUGAUGUUGCUACCAAAUAUGACCCGGAUACUGAAAAACUGUAUUCAUUCCUUCAAGUUAUUACAGCUGCAUUCGCAUCAUUUGCUCAUGGAUCAAAUGAUGUAGCAAAUGCGGUCGGGCCAUUGGCUACAAUCGUUCUCAUUUAUGGAUCCGGUACAGUGGAUCCAUCUGGAAAAGCACCUGUACCGAUUUGGAUUUUAGCUUUGGGUGGUGCUGCUAUUGAUAUUGGGCUUAUAUUUUAUGGUUACCAUGUGAUGCGAUCGCUUGGUAACCGUAUUACAUACCAUUCACCAGCUCGUGGAUUCUCGAUGGAAUUGGGAACAUCACUCACGAUAUUAACGGCUUCAAAAAUGGGACUUCCGGUGUCUACAACACAUUGCAUUACAGGCGCGACUGCCGCCGUUGGUUUAUGUAAUGGAAAAUGGCAAGCGCUUAACUGGAAACUUCUAGCAUGGUGCUUCUUUAGUUGGAUAUUAACCUUGCCGGCAGCCGGAGGCAUUGCUGGUUUAAUAUUCGCUUUUGUAACGUACGCACCAAAACUCAACCCGAUAUAA